Gregarina niphandrodes is the source of this 1113-nucleotide messenger RNA. RefSeq names its product NOL1/NOP2/SUN family protein. The transcript is spliced from 3 exons. The coding region runs from base 1 to 1113 and encodes 370 amino acids. Gene Ontology annotation, cellular component: mitochondrial large ribosomal subunit. The record is from RefSeq and is a predicted model, not a curated record. Gene Ontology annotation, biological process: rRNA methylation. Lineage: Eukaryota; Apicomplexa; Conoidasida; Eugregarinorida; Gregarinidae. Gene Ontology annotation, molecular function: methyltransferase activity.
AUGACCAAAAACAGCUGGGAAACGCUAAACUACGACUACUACGGUGGGGUGCUCUGGCCCAAUUUGCGCGAACAUUUAAAAACACCGCCCAAACUCCACGCCCGGAUAAGCCAGGAUAAAAGCGCUCAGAGCGCCGACAACGAACACCGGCUAUUCGGCCACAGCUGCUUCAUCAAACAGCAACGAUAUGUCGAAAAUACCGUCGACUACUUCAUAGAUCCCGCUUCAGUAUUCCCCGUCGCCGCUCUCAAUGUAAAAGAUGGAUGUUCAGUUCUGGAUAUGUGUGCUGCGCCUGGUGGUAAAUCGUUGUUGAUAGCUGGAGAGUUAUUCCAUCAUGAACGGCGGAGUUCUGAAGACUGCGAUAGUUUUCUCGUGUGCAAUGACUUGUCUCAGGCCCGUUUGCAGCGGUUGCAGCGGAAUUUGGCGGCGCAUCACGGUAGCGACAAGCGUCAGUACAGAGUUACAAUAAGUGAUCCUAGCACGAACAGCAGGGUCGUCAGCAAAUAUGCUCCAUAUGAUUGCGUCUUGUUGGACGCGCCUUGUUCGUCCGACAGGCACCGGAUAGCAGUUGAUCCGCUGAUGAAGGAAUGGUCCCUUCAGUCCGUCAAGCGUACAGUCAAGCUACAAAAACAGUUGCUCAAAACCGGACUGGAAGUAUUAAAAAGAGGUGGAAGACUUGUGUAUUCCACAUGCGCCCUUUCAGAGCUGGAGAACGACCUCGUUCUGGAAUCUGCCUUUGUCAUUGCAGACCCCGUCCCUCACGAUACUCUACUCCAACAACUUGAAGAAAAAUGCGGCAUCGAUAUUCGCGUCGUUGAAUUACGCGACCCGCCGGCUCACGACCCGCCGGCUCACGACCCGCCGACUCACGACCGGCCGACUCACGACCAGCCAACACACGACCAACCGGCUCGUGCCGAAAUGACUCACGACGGGACAGCUGAUGGGGCUGCCGCUCUACAGAAUGAGACUGCACAACAGAAUGAACUACCGGUGCUGACACUGAGGAAGACGACAUAUGGAUUUCUCAUGUUGCCUUGCGACCAGGGUGGCAUUGGGGUGAUCUACUUCGCGGCAUUGCAGAAACGCGACAUUUUCGCAUGCAAACGCUAA